GGCUGUAGCGGCAGUAGCAGAAGCAGCAUCCAAGGGACUCCUGGAAGGGGAAGAGAGAGAGCGAGCGAGCGACUGACUCAGUCUUGCUGCAGAAAACUGACUCGAGACGACGGAGGCAGACAUGGAACAUCAGCUGCUGUGCUGCGAGGUGGAGACCAUCCGACGAGCCUACCUAGAUGCCAACCUCCUCAAUGACAGGGUGCUGCAGACAAUGCUGAAGGCGGAGGAGACCUGCUCGCCCUCCGUCUCCUACUUCAAGUGCGUGCAGAAAGAAAUCUUGCCAUAUAUGAGGAAAAUAGUUGCCACUUGGAUGUUGGAGGUUUGCGAGGAGCAGAAGUGCGAAGAGGAAGUUUUCCCCUUGGCUAUGAAUUACUUGGACAGAUUUUUGUCGUUUGAACCCCUCAAGAAAAGCCGAUUGCAAUUGCUCGGAGCUACCUGCAUGUUUGUGGCUUCAAAAAUGAAGGAAACUAUUCCUCUGACCGCAGAAAAACUGUGCAUUUAUACAGAUAACUCCAUCAGACCCGACGAAUUACUGCAAAUGGAGCUGCUUCUGGUGAAUAAGCUGAAAUGGAAUCUGGCUGCAAUGACCCCCCACGAUUUCAUUGAACAUUUCCUUACUAAAAUGCCUCUGGCAGAGGACACCAAGCAGAUCAUCCGUAAACAUGCUCAGACUUUUGUGGCUCUGUGCGCUACAGAUAUUAAAUUUAUUUCAAACCCACCUUCCAUGAUCGCAGCUGGCAGUGUGGUAGCAGCUGUGCAAGGCCUGCAUCUGGGGAACACUAACACUUUCCUCUCCUAUCAAUGCCUCACACAUUUCCUAUCACAAGUUAUCAAAUGUGAUCCGGAUUGUUUACGAGCCUGCCAAGAACAGAUUGAAUCCCUCCUUGAAUCCAGUCUACGUCAGGCACAGCAGCACAACGUAUCUUCAGAAACAAAGACUGUAGAGGAUGAAGCAGACCUUUCCUGCACACCUACUGAUGUGCGAGAUGUGAACAUUUAAGAGGACUUCUUCUAAUGGGUUUGCUUGGCAAGAAAAGCAGACAAAGAAAGGGCAUCUGAGAAGGAAUCAGCAUCAGGAUCUCCCCCCAGAAACCCUUUUCUCCAGGACAUUUUUAUACCAGAAGGGAAAACCAGUCUUGUUAUAUUUUUUUCUUGCUCUGUCUCCCUUCCAUCUGUGACUUCAAACAAACAAAUAAACAAAAAAUACCCCAAAAACUGUCUUAAAAGAAAAAAAUAGUAUUUGCAUUACCCCCAGGGGUUUGUGCUACAAAAAUAGAGGAUUUUAUACAAUAAUAAUCAACUAGUUUUUAUAUUAAAGUGUUCUUGUCUGUAUGUUGUAAAAAUAGGCAUUAACACACAAAAUGUCUCCAGGGGAGGUAUUAGAUUUGAUUUCUUACAUAUAAAACAAACCAACCAACCAUUUUUAAAGUAGAAGAGGGUUUU
Gymnogyps californianus (California condor) is the source of this 1443-nucleotide messenger RNA. It is a transcript of the gene CCND1, whose product is annotated as cyclin D1. Gene Ontology annotation, molecular function: cyclin-dependent protein serine/threonine kinase regulator activity. Gene Ontology annotation, cellular component: nucleus; cytoplasm; cyclin-dependent protein kinase holoenzyme complex. The record is from RefSeq and is a predicted model, not a curated record. Lineage: Eukaryota; Metazoa; Chordata; Aves; Accipitriformes; Cathartidae. The transcript is spliced from 5 exons. The coding region runs from base 122 to 1000 and encodes 292 amino acids. Gene Ontology annotation, biological process: positive regulation of G1/S transition of mitotic cell cycle; regulation of cyclin-dependent protein serine/threonine kinase activity; mitotic cell cycle phase transition.